AUGUCUGAUGAAGACAAAGUGGUAAUGUGGCAAAUUUUGAGAAGGAAAAGAAAUAUGAGACUAUAUUGGAUUCAUCAAGAAUUUGUAGGUUUGAGUAAACAUGGAGCCACUAAAUGUGCUCAAGAAUUGAAGACAUCCGACGCAGUUUCAAAACUUACUGAAUACUGUUUAUUGUACUCGGUACUUUUGAACCUUAGUUCAGCUGGUAGCACCUCAUUACUAAACAAGACCAAUUACAGAUACAUGCUAUCAGCCCACAGAAGAAACUUUAUCACAUUCAGCUGUCCAGAAAACCAUAACCAGUUUUCGUUUGUCAGAAACUCAAAAUAUCUGUUUGUCAAUAUUGAGAUUGGUCACAUCGACAAGUUUAUCUUUGCAAUUGCCUACUUUCCACCACAUAGUAUCAUUGAGAAGUAUGUGAAAUUUGCAGAAAAUGUAGAUAAUCUAGCUGAAAAGUAUCCAGAAGAUAAGUUCCAGUAUCCUGUGAGAUUUUAA
Molecule: messenger RNA, 495 nt
Organism: Diabrotica balteata
Lineage: Eukaryota; Metazoa; Arthropoda; Insecta; Coleoptera; Chrysomelidae
Source: the annotation of a GenBank genome assembly